GAGAGCGGCGCCGUGGAGGAGGAGGAGGAGGAGGACAACAAUGAUGAGUGGCAUUUGAUCGGAAUUAUAACUCCAGUACAGCCUCUGGUUUCUGGGUUAAAGGAGCUUCCUGAUUCUGGUUUUAAUGAGGAACUGAGCUCCAUGUGUUUAAAAGACUAGACCACUUUCUGUCCUUGAAGAGUCCAGUGCAGCUCGGGCUCAGAUUCAGAUUCUGGUUUUUGAAGAGAAAGCUUUGGUUUUUAAACUGAAUCUGGAAUUUUUCCUUUUUCCUCUGAACGCUGCAGAUGCAGUUUCUCUGCUCUUUCUCAGUUUGAAGCAGCAGAACAGAUGAAAAUUCUCGACAGCCGGAUGCCAGACUUUCUGCAACAGACAUGAAGAACCUGGACCAGUACGGACGAAGUCACAUGGAGACUCACAUGGUUGAGGCUAGGCAGAAGAUUCCUCCUUCACACAAUAUCUAUGCAGCGGUGUCCAGCCUGGUGUUGGUUCUACUUGGCCUGUUGGGUUCGGCCCACAGUUGUCCUGGUGUUUGCACCUGCUACGGUAACACCACUGACUGCUCUGCCAUCGGCCUCCUCUCUCUGACCCCCAUCCUCUCGCUGCUGGACCAGGACUCUCUGGUACUCCGCCUACCCCAGAACAACCUCUCCUCUUUGGGCAAGACAGGGCUGUCCAACCUCAGCAGCCUGGAGCUCCUGGAUCUUUCCCAGAACCACCUUUCCUCCCUGCAGCCUGGAGCUUUCUCAAGCUUAAGCAGCCUUCGCUGGCUCAACCUCUCCACUAACUACCUCGGGGAAGCCCUGGUGUCAUCUGACCCCAACAAUAGCACAGAGGCCACACAGGGUUUGAAAGGAAGCCAGGCUGGUGUGGGCUUGAGCAAGGAGGUUUUCAAGGGGCUGUGGCGGUUGCGAGGUCUCGACCUGUCCUCCAAUGGCCUUCUUUGGCUGCCUAAAGGCCUACUGAAUGGGUUUCAGAGACUAACCUGGCUGUCCCUUGCCAGAAACCAGUUUGUGGCCCUCGACAGAGUCACCUUUGAGCCCGUGGUGGGUCUGCAGCAGCUCCAGCUGGCAGGAAACCCCUGGGAGUGCGACUGCAAGCUGAGGGACUUCAAGCACUGGAUGGAGUGGUUCAUUUUUAGGGAUGGUCAGGUAGAUGGCAUGCAGUGCAAUCUUCCAGGGGAUUUGAAGGGCAAGGACAUCCGCAGCGUGCCAGCAGAGAUGUUCAGCUACUGCCUGAAGAGUCCAACAAAGGAGGGCGGGUCAGGUUAUGCCAGCCGGCCUGCCUGCCCACCCGGCCGGAUCAGCAGUCAUGAGGAAUGUGUUCGGCAGCGUUACCGGCCUGUAAGUGUGCGCCGGGCACAUGGCACGCAAAUUGUUGCAGGAGUGGUUUGCGGUACGGUGUGUGUCAUGAUGGUGGUUGCGGCGACCUAUGGCUGCAUCUAUGCCUCGCUGAUGGCGAGAUACCAGAGGGAGAUUAAGAGCCGUGGGCAGCCUCUGAUGGCCGAGUGUGGAGCUGAGACUGACCUGGAGGAUGGACAAAUAUCCCCCCUGAACUCACCCGAGGAGAUACCACCCAAAGAGGGCUGUGGCAUUGUGCACGGGUAUCGAAUCAGCAGCUUUUGAAAUAGUUUUCUUUUUCCUGAUUAUUAAUCCUACCUGGACAUUUUGCUCCUCUGCUCCGGAAACUCCCAUCACUGAUGAGACGAUGACAGGAGAGAGAAACCCUGCAGCUCUGCAAUUGUGCUGAAAAUCUGUGGCUGGGACCGAUUUCUACACUAAUGGACCAGACUAGAUUCAGUGAAACGGGAAUGUUGCAGCACUUCCUUUAAUGUAUGGAUGCUCUGUGAAUUGUUAUUCCCAACGCCGCAUCUCUCAGCCAGCUCGGAACUCCUCUCAAGCUGCUGUUUUUGCACUUCUGAACCUUAUCUUCAUCUAUGUUUUUGUUUCUUUCUUAGGAGUAUGAAACAACAAUUUUUGUUUGAACCGUCUCUCUGUAUCUGAGUCCGACAAGCACAAGUCCAAAAAGCUCAGUACAAAUGUCUGUGAAGCCCUGAAAUGAAUCCUCAAUUAGUUGAGUUUAUUUUAAUUUGUUAACAUCACCCAUUUAAAAACUCAUUAUUUGUACCUCUGUUAGGUGGAUACCCUGUGGAACACUUAACUUUACAGUAUAUCAGAAUCCUGCUUCUGUUAAGGAGAUUCUGCUCUGAACUUCACCUCUGAGAUUAACUGCAUCCCAACAGAUACUGGAGCAGUACUGCCUCCUAGUGGGAAAACCUUGAGCUACAACAGUUUGGAAUCCAGCACACACAAACUCACAAGCUCGAUGACUCCAACAGUUGUAUUCCCACCACAGCAAAUUAUGAGACUCUGGCGGAGAAUAUCUGAGAAUGUCCGCCCACAUAUAUGCUGUAACUUAUGUGUUAUUUAGUUUGUCCAUAUUUUCUGUGAUAGUUCAGAUUUAACUCAAGGACUGUUAAUGAAGCUGAAGAUAAUAAACUCUAUAUUUAACUAAA
This is a messenger RNA of Pleuronectes platessa (European plaice), 2512 nucleotides long. RefSeq names its product leucine-rich repeat and transmembrane domain-containing protein 2. Lineage: Eukaryota; Metazoa; Chordata; Actinopteri; Pleuronectiformes; Pleuronectidae. The transcript has 4 exons. The coding region runs from base 372 to 1622 and encodes 416 amino acids. Gene Ontology annotation, molecular function: protein binding. The record is from RefSeq and is a predicted model, not a curated record.